Messenger RNA from Manihot esculenta (cassava), 2782 nucleotides. RefSeq names its product trimethylguanosine synthase. Gene Ontology annotation, molecular function: protein binding; RNA cap trimethylguanosine synthase activity. The coding region runs from base 153 to 2330 and encodes 725 amino acids. The transcript is spliced from 11 exons. NCBI's taxonomy places the organism in Eukaryota, Viridiplantae, Streptophyta, Magnoliopsida, Malpighiales, Euphorbiaceae. Gene Ontology annotation, biological process: 7-methylguanosine cap hypermethylation; 7-methylguanosine RNA capping. The record is from RefSeq and is a predicted model, not a curated record. Gene Ontology annotation, cellular component: nucleus.
GAGUAUCGAGUAUAAAAGGGAAAGCGCGGAGGUGUCUCGUUCACCGGUGAUUGAAGUUGAAACCGGGGAACGGUUGGGUGGUGUGGCAUUGGUUCUUUCAUUUUUGACCUAAAGUUGACCCUCGAGGAAAAUCAGGGAUCAAAAUUUUGGUAAUGGAAAGUGAAGGCCCUGCUAUCAGAGCAAUGGGUUCUCUUUUUAAGCUCACCGAAGUCUACAUAUGGGAUGACGGCUCAAAGGAGACGCGUGAAGUUUCUCUGUUUCCAGAGUCCCCCAGUAAAUCUCCUCAAGAUUAUGACGAUAACAGUUCAAAUAUCCCUGCCUCAACCGUCGAGUUUACUGAAGCUCCAGAGGAUGUAGAACUGACCAAACAGAUGGAUGCCUUAGGGCUUCCCCUAUCCUUUCAGUCCAAUAAGGAGUCAAGGAACAAAAUUUAUACAGGCAAAAGGAAAGGCACUCGUUUGAAGCUUUCUCACGGUCAUAAAGAAGCUAAGGAUGAAGCACUAGAAACUACCAAAGUGAGUGAGGUGGAGAUUGUGUCUCCAACUGUUUUGCAUGAUAACACAACCGAUUCUUUAUGUUGCAUGUCAAUACUGGGCCAAAGUGAAUCAUAUUGUUAUGAUGUUGCAGUUAAUACCUGUGAAUUUCAAUGCCCUGCUGGUGAAGAUCCUUCAAGUUCCACUAAGAUUAUAUCUGAUGCUGUCUUUGAUGGAAACUCGCAUGAUCUGACUAAUAAUGGGCAGGAGUGCGAGUUUGUAGCACUCAGUAAUGUUAUGUCAAAUGAUGAAAAUAGGAGAGUACUUAGUUCAGGAAGUUCAGAUUCUGCACAUUUACCACCUUGCUGCUUGACAGAUGCAAGUUUUGAACAUGAUAAGGAAGAACUUAGUACAAGUUUGACAGAAUGUGAGUGCCUGGAAGAUUCGUUUGCUGCUCAGCAUCAUGAACAAAGUGGAAAAUUUUGCAGCGACCACGGUACUGAGGGGUUAGAAGUUUCUGAAACAGUUAUGUUAUCACAGAACUUGGAAGUGUUUGGACAUGAUGGAGUUGACGGCCAUGGCUACAGUGAUGAUUUCGGAGAUUGGAGGGUAUACUGGGACUCCAUGUACUUGAGAAAUUACUUCCAUAACAUCAAGACUGGUACUUCCACAUGGGAUCCACCCAGUGGUAUGGAACAUCUAGCAUUUGAUGGUGUCGCUGAUGGACGGGAUGAAGUUAUCACUGAAGCAACCGAAAAUGAUGAUAGUUUUUCCAUGUCUUGUGCUUUUCUAAAUUAUUCCAAGUCAUUGGAGGAACCUCCAAAUGAUGCUAGACUGGAAGAUCAGCCAUCUAAUGAGGUGUCAACUGGGAAAGGAGUUAUUGCUGGCAGCUCUUUUCCAGGAACGACUGUCCUAACUGCAAACAGCAGUUCUGAGCUUGAAGAUGAACUUCAUGGGAUCAGUACAACUUGUGAUGAUUUAUCAUCAGAUAUGCAGGAGCAUGUUGGCAGCUUGAACAGUAAAAUAAGAAAGAUAGCUACUGGUGAUGAUAACAUGCGAAUAGAAAUUGUUGAUCCUGCAACAGAUCAUCAGUUAGACAUCCAGCAUGACUCUGGAAAGAAAAAACAGAAAAAGAAGGCAAGAAAAAGGGGUGCGCGUAGGCAAUUGUCUAAUGGGAGUGAAGAGCUUGAGCGUAAAGUUAUCUUUGAAGACUUAUCUGCCAAUAUUGGCAAAUACUGGUGCCAAAGGUACAUUUUGUUCUCCAAAUAUGAUAGUGGCAUAAAAAUGGAUGAGGAAGGUUGGUUUUCUGUAACUCCAGAGCUUAUUGCUGGGCAUCAUGCACUGCGUUGUGAUGGUGACAUCAUUAUUGACUGUUUCACUGGAGUUGGUGGAAAUGCCAUCCAAUUUGCACAGAGGUGCAAACAUGUUACUGCAAUUGACAUCGAUCCUAAGAAGAUUGAUUAUGCAUAUCAUAAUGCUGCCAUCUAUGAAGUUGGGGACCAUAUAGAUUUUAUAAAGGGAGACUUUUUUGUUUUGGCACCAAAGCUGAAGGCAGACACAGUCUUUUUAUCACCUCCUUGGGGAGGACCUGAUUAUUCUAAAGUAAAGACAUACGACAUCAUGAAGAUGCUUAAACCACAUGAUGGAUAUUUUCUCUUUAAUACUGCAAAGAAAAUUGCUCGCAAAAUUGUCAUGUUUCUACCUAAAAAUGUUGAUCUCAACCAGUUGGCAGAGUUGUCUCUAUCUGCUGAUAGUUCAUGGUCACUAGAGGUUGAGAAAAACUUCUUGAACGGCAAGUUGAAGGCAGUAACUGCUUACUUCUGUGACACAACAGUAGAAGAUAAUGAUGCAACAUAGUGAACAUGUACCCUGUCCCUGGGUUUCGGGGACUGACAUCCCAAAAAUUUUGAAGCCAAUAUAGUGUGUGUUUUUUUUUCGUGGAUGUCAUGUAUUAUUCUGUGAGAUGUUGUAUUAGUUAGUUUGCAUAGGUACUUAAGUUAGUCCUGUUCAAAUAAUGUAGAGAUUAGAAUAUGCAAAUUCAUGGCAGCUGAAGUCAAUAUUUCUGGAAAUUUGAAGUCAGAGAAAGGUUGUACAAGGCUUUUUUUUUUUUUUUGGUGGGGGGGGGGGGGGGGGGGGGGUCGAAGAAGCACAAAUUCAUCCCUUGGUGUAUUUGCAGCUCGCCAUAUUUAUGUUGGGGUAACAUGCAGAUGUCAGAGUUUGUAUGCAUGUGCCAGGUAAAAUCUCAUGCAGUUAGUAAACUGCGUAGAAGACUAAAUGAAUUAAUUUAUUUGGAGCUAAACUCGGUAAAA